Molecule: messenger RNA, 1035 nt
Organism: Ostrinia nubilalis (European corn borer)
Lineage: Eukaryota; Metazoa; Arthropoda; Insecta; Lepidoptera; Crambidae
Product: putative gamma-glutamylcyclotransferase CG2811
Exons: 5
Coding region: 86-643 (185 amino acids)
Cellular component (GO): cytosol
Molecular function (GO): gamma-glutamylaminecyclotransferase activity
Source: RefSeq, a predicted model, not a curated record
UUGACACUUUCCCUAUUGUUUCCGGCGCAGAAUUUGAAAAUUUCGAAUAUUUUGUUUUGAAAAAUGCGUGAUUAUUUUUAGAUUCAUGAUAAAAAUUUCAAGACUUUUCAUCAACGAAAGAAGAAUAUUUUCCUUUAACCUAAUUAGAAACGUAAACAUGAACCACAAAGUGUUUGUUUACGGAACACUGAAACGUAACGAGCCCAACCACCACUGGCUUGCGAACCGUGAGAACGGCUACGGCAAGUAUGUAGCAGACGGAGUGACCAAAACCAAGUAUCCGUUGAUUAUUGCAACUCGGUACAACAUUCCGUUCCUGCUGUAUAGCCCUGGAGAUGGACACAAUGUCCGAGGAGAAAUCUACCAAGUAGAUGACGACAUGCUUAGCAAGUUGGAUAUUUUGGAAGAUCAUCCUUCGUACUACGUUAGAGAACUAGAUGAUAUCACUGUGGUGGGGAAAGGUGAGGUUCCCGAAGUGAAAGAGAUGAAAUGCUGGGUGUAUUUCCUGAAGAAGUUCAAGCAAGACCUGAUGACGCGGCCUCUUCUGGAGGUGUACUCGUCGAGAGGCGGUCACGGGCUGCCCUACAUGGAAAGAUUAUCGAAAAAGACUAACUCUGAUGAAUUUAUGUCCAUUGUGCGAUGAAAAGAAAAGAAGGAAACUAAAAUACUACUUUUCUUAAAUUAUUGUAUUUUGAAAUAACGGUGUACUUUGUCCUUUUUGUUACGAUAAAUAUGUAAACUUCCAAGUUAAAGCUGCGCAGGGAGGUUAGUAUGUUUCUAAAUCUUUCUUUUUCUUUUUUUACAGCAACAAUGAGUCUACUAUAGAUGAUCUGGAUGAUGUAUUCCCAAAAAAAUAAGACUUGAUUUUAUUUACUUAAAAAAUUUAAUCAUGUUUCUAUAUUUCACUCAUUUAUUGUUCCUUUUAAUUACGUAGUAUGUGUAUGUACCUUAAGAAUAGUAUUAGAUUGUCUCAAAAUACCUAUAACUUUAUUAAAUUGUCAAUUAUUAAUCCUUGUAAUUUGUUAGUUAAAUAUA